AUGGUGACGUCACCAGUGGUGAACACCUACCCUCUGUCGAGCUACACGUUCGGGACGAAGGAGCCGAAGAUGGAGAAGGACACGUCGGUCGCCGAUCGGCUUGCGCGGAUGAAAGUCAAGUGAGUUUGUUUCUCGUCGUUCGUUGGAAACCCUGGGCUAAGCCCUAGUUUCACUUCGAGGGAUCGUAUCGAUGGAUUUGAGUUUGAUCUUCUGUGCCUUUUUCCUUUUUUUUUCCCCUGAUCGUGAUUGUGACGGGGAUGAAAUUCGAUUGUGGAAAAUUCGGUCGUGCGUCUUGAUUCUUGGUGGUCUCCGGUUCUUGUGGGGACUUUUAUGAAUUAAUUUCUUCCUACGUUCGCAUCCUGAAAGUUCAAAGAAAAAUGAGGAAAGAGCUGACGGCAGGGCUCAAUCUGGCUUUCCAGAAUAUCACUUCUAGCAGAUUAACUUCUCAUAGCAAACUAGUCAUCAUUCGUUGCCCUUAAGAUUCUUUACAAUCAUAUGAAAACAAAAAAACUGCAUUACGAAGGGAGCUAUAAAGGGCGAAUAACUUAUUUGGAAGGAGGAACGUGACCGGAGAAUAAUACUGAUAAUUAGGAUUCGUCAGUCAAUAAUAAACAGAAUGCGCUACGUCCAUGCAUUCAACAUUAUAACAAGCGUUCACUGCCCAAAAAACGUGUCUAAUUGAGACGUGCGUGCAAAAGUAUGCAUUAUUGCGUAAUUAGGUGAUAUGUUAUGUCGAAGAAAUUGCAAAAAUAUCCAUCUUAGCAUCUAUCUAGAUAAUGCCAACUUGUGUGCUUGAGAUAGGGGAGCUUCAUCUGCAGAUUUCGCUUCACAUUUUUAAUUGGGUACUCAUUUUUUCCAUCGUAUAAUUACCAUAAAGUCUCUUGGAAAUGUGUUUGCAUAAUAUGGAUAAAUAUUUCUAGCUCAUGACUGGGACAGGAAAAAUGCAUCUAGACUCUUUUCAGAAAAUAGAGGAUUUUCUUUGUUUUUUUGUAUCUUUCUAUUGGUCAGGUUGUGGAAAACUACUUUGCAUCUUUGUUUUGGACAUAAGGUUCUAUGCUGUUUUUGUUGGCAGUGGUGUUAAAAGUCGAUACACCACUAUCGCGAGGGUUGCUGAAUGGGGACCCUAACUACAGUGUCUACACAACUGACCGUAACUACAGUCUGUGCAAUUGACCCUUACUACAAAAGCCUGGACGACAUGUUGCGUGUUCCGCCUGCAUGAUAGUGAGCCGAAUCAUAAGAGAAUAUAUUUUGGAAGGCAAGCUUUGGUGAGAGUUGGUCUUAAAUUUCUAUAUGCGACUUUUCACUGUUGAAGCCAGCUGAUAUUAAUGGGACUAAUUAUCUCAAAUGCAACCAGUGACAGCUGUUGUUGGUCACUUCAAUAAUGAUGUUUGCAUAUGCUUCCUCUUUGUAGCUGAAAAAACCUGGCCUCUUGCACAUCAUUUGUGAUGGUUUUCAUCAUGUAAAACUUUCAUAACUGUCUCUCAUUCUCGCCACUUUCAUUCGAUAAUACUACUCAGUCACUUGAUAAAUGGUUAAUUGAUUUUCUCUCACCAGCUAUAUGAAAGAAGGGAUGCGUACAAGUGUGGAGGGAAUUUUACUGGUAAACACUAAUAUCUACUGACAUCCUAAUCUCGUAUGUUUUAUCACGUUUUUUUUUCUUUUUUUUGUUAUCUUUAACCUUUCUCAUAUUUUCACGAUACGACUGAGUAGGCUUCUAAAUAGAUUGUGCCAAUAAUGACGCAUUGUUGAGAUAUUUCUUGUGCAUGACCAUCUGGACUCUCAUAGUUUCCCUCCAGAAUCAACAUUUUCAUCAUGAGUGAAUUCUGAUUCCUUGACAAUAAAAUCCCAAUUGCCAUUUAUGGAGAUAGUUAGACUGAUGGUUUAUAAAUCUGAAAAUAUUGAGUGUUGCUUCUGGAACCACUCAGAUUAAUGGUAAAUAAAUAACUGGAUGUCUAAAUUUUAAACUGGGACAAGAACCUGAAAACAUUUCCAAGGUGAUCAUAUGCUCUGAUUUCUCUAUUAGACCGCUGCAGCUGGUUGUCUGGCUUAGGUGACUUACCUUAAUGCUAAAUCGACAUUUGGUCCAAAGCUGGUUUGCACUAAAACCACUCUUGGUCUCCUUGGAGAUCCCAUUCUGGCAGUGGGUCGCUAAAAAUUUCUAGCCCUCUUUAGGGAUUCUGUACGUGGUGAGCCACAGUAAGACUUAUAAAAGCAACAUCACUGGGAAUUUUUUUCUCCCCAGAGUUAACCAUAGAGUGACACAAGUGUCUCGCUUCUGGCCUCAUUUGUGUAAAAGCGUUUAGCAAAAGUUCAUCAUACCUUUAGUCGUAGGAUUGAAGGUUUUAAUAUGGUGUUACGGAUAAUUGUUUGUGUAAAAAUAGCCCUUUAGAGGCAUUGCCAUUGUUGUUGGUAUCUGGGGGCCCAUGCAUUGUUGAACAAAAAGAUGAAUGAGGACGUGUGUCUGCUGCCACUGACUUCAAUGGAAGUACCCUGGCAAAUUUCCACAGAAGUGCAUCCCAGGGUGGUUUUGGGUCUAUGGAUGCAUCAGUGAUGCUGUGAAGAGUCUUUUGAGGAUAGCCAGAGCACCUUGGUAUAGGGAGCUCUUCCUUCUUGUUGAUGCCUGUCUCACCACCAAAGGACUCAGUUAGGGCCCAAUUUCAGUAAAAAAAAUCCCCUGACAGGGCUGUUUUGUGGCAACCAUAUUUCAGUACCUUUCUUCUGUUAAAAACUUGUUGCCGAACCUAGAAUGUUAUUGAUCGUGCCAUGUUUUGUUCUUCACUUCUAGUUUGUGUCGUUUCCCUGAUUGUUUCACAUAGAUGUACGUACUAUAAGGAGCUAAGUGUUACGUCCAAGCCCCACGCUUUCAAACGCCUGGUGUUUGCAGGUACAGGAGCAUAAUCAUCCUCACAUACUACUGCUACAAAUCGGGAAUACCUUUUGCAAACUUCCAGGUGGACGUUUGAAACCUGGAGAAAAUGGUAAAUAAUUGUAAAAUUUGAUCAAGAUCUUUGUUUUAUUUCCUUUUUUUUUUUUAGUGAAGGUGGUGAAUCCGCCCCCGGAUGUGCUAAUGUUACUGGACUCAUACAGAGGUGGAGGGUUUGAAGAGAAAACUUUCCAGCAAACUUGCUGCUAAUUCUCUUCAACCAAAUUGGCAGGCACGUUUGCUAAGUAUACAUCCAUAUUAGUAUUCAUAUAUUUGCCUUGAUAAUAUUAUUGCUACUUUUCUCAUGAAAGCAUCUUCAUUUUAUAUACAAAUGAUGUACCCAGGUCUUCUCUCGUUGCAGAUAGGGGAAUGCGUUGCUGUUUGGUGGAGACCAAACUUUGAAACAAUAAUGUAUCCGUAUUGCCCUCCUCACAUUACCAAACCCAAGGCAAAUAUCUUGUUAUCCUGUAUUUUUUUUUAUUUUCUUUAGUGAGAUUAUUUUAUAUUGUGACCCCGGUUGGAGAAAUUCCACAGGAGUGCAAGAAGCUUUUCCUCGUUCAUUUAUCCGAGAGGGAGUAUUUUGCUGUGCCAAAGAACCUAAAAUUGCUUGCCGUUCCAUUGUUUGAGCUUUAUGAUAACGUUCAGGUAUUGGAUUUCCCCAUUCCCUGCUGCCAUAUUAUAUUCAUCAUCUCUGCUGCAUUUGCAGCUUCGUAUGCUUCCUAGAUUUUAGGGUCCCAUUUAUGUUCACAUUCAUUAAAACCUUCAACUUCCUGGGGUUGGAGUCAUGAUUACGGUUGAGAGAUAGAGAUAUAUAUAUAUAUAUGUAUAUAUAUAUAUAUAUAUAUAUAUAUAUAUAUAGAGAGAGAGAGAGAGAGAGAGAGAGAGAGAGAGAGAGAGAGAGAGAGAGAGAGAGAGAGUCUUUCUUAAUGAAGCUGGGCCUGGGUCUGCUCCUCCUUUACAAGCCCAUUUCUCACCCCUGAUCAUGAUUAUCUCACUGUAAUCCCAUAAUAGUAUCAUAUUCGAAUGAUUAUCUUCAUCUCUCUCUGUGCGUAUAGAUAAUAAUCUUCAUCUUCCCCCCAGUAUUUGCCUUUAUUGUGGACUAAUAAAUAUGGGAAAAACAUGGCUGCAGAGAUACGGUCCCGUCAUCUCCACCAUCCCACAGCAGCUGUCGCGGUUCCAGUUCAACAUGGUCAGCACCUGA
Molecule: messenger RNA, 4127 nt
Organism: Spirodela intermedia
Lineage: Eukaryota; Viridiplantae; Streptophyta; Magnoliopsida; Alismatales; Araceae
Source: the annotation of a GenBank genome assembly